Molecule: messenger RNA, 333 nt
Organism: Staurois parvus
Lineage: Eukaryota; Metazoa; Chordata; Amphibia; Anura; Ranidae
Source: the annotation of a GenBank genome assembly
GCUUUGUUGAGUGAAGUUGUUAACUUUGUGAAAUGUUUUCAGUAUAUACCAUAUUUUUCACUCCAGAAGACGCACCUGACCAUGAGACACACCUAGAUUUUAGAGGAGGAAAGCAAGAAAAAAAAAUUCUGACCCAAUGGACUGCAGACAUAGUACAGGAGAUGACCAGAGACUGCGGAUAUACUACAGGAAAUGACCAGAGACUGCGGACAUAGUACAGGAGAUGACCAGAGACUGCGGACAUAGUACAGGAGAUGACCAGAGACUGCGGACAUAGUACAGGAGAUGACCAGAGACUGCGGACAUAGUACAGGAGAUGACCAGAGACUGCGG